Belonocnema kinseyi is the source of this 2477-nucleotide messenger RNA. It is a transcript of the gene Rbp1, whose product is annotated as RNA-binding protein 1. Gene Ontology annotation, biological process: mRNA splicing, via spliceosome. The transcript has 6 exons. The record is from RefSeq and is a predicted model, not a curated record. Gene Ontology annotation, cellular component: nuclear speck. Bases 175 to 669 code for a protein of 164 amino acids. Lineage: Eukaryota; Metazoa; Arthropoda; Insecta; Hymenoptera; Cynipidae. Gene Ontology annotation, molecular function: RNA binding.
UCUUCUGCUGUGCUGGCGGUUGGCCGCGCUGGCUGACCUGUCCCUGUGUUGAGUGUUCUACGCCAUUUUGCUGUCGCAUUUCUGCGUGUGUGCGAAGAGGUGAAACGAACGUGUCGUCUGACGAUCUUUUGGUAGUGAAUUUGUUCUACUAAUACAACCUAUUCAACAAAAACCAUGUCACGCUAUCGCGAGUGGGACUUAUCGUGCAAAGUUUACGUGGGAAACUUGGGCAGUAGCGCUAGUAAACACGAAAUCGAGAGUGCGUUCAGUAAAUAUGGACCGCUGAGAAACGUUUGGGUGGCCAGAAACCCACCUGGAUUUGCAUUUGUCGAAUUUGAAGACCCCAGAGAUGCCGAGGAUGCAGUCAGAGGAUUGGAUGGAACGCGUUGUUGUGGCACAAGAGUGCGAGUGGAGAUGUCCUCUGGCAGAAGUCGCCGUGGUGGUGGAGGACGCAGACCAGGUCCCAGAUAUUCCUCUAGGUCCAGAUCCCGGAGUCCGCCCAGGAAGUCGAUUAGUCGCUACCCAAGAUCCUACUCCAAGAGUCCACGAAGAUCGCCGAUUAAUCGAUACUCCAGGUCUCGGUCCCGCUCACCGCGUAGGAGAUCUCUGACAAGAAGCCGAAGCCGAGAUCGCCGUUCACGUUCGGACUCCCGUGACAGACGGUACUAAUCAAACACAAACUUAAAGACAUAACGAAAAACCAAAAAUUCCUGGAACGCAUUUUUAAGAUGAAUUGGAUAAUGAAGCUUUUAGAUUUUUUGUGAUACUUUUUGUUCUUCAUUUACGGCCACGUUCUGCGCAGACCGCAAUUCGCUUCUUUCAUUUGCCUGUAUCCAAAUUUUUUGUUCUCAGCAUAAACUUCUUUCUUUAGAAAAUUGCGUUCUACUAAUGCGAAAUCAAAAUAUUGGAAAUAUCGAUAUUGUUUACUGAUAUAUCGAUAUUGUAAAUAUCGAAACUUUGUAUUUUCCCUCUAUUAUGUGUUUUUAGUGUGGGAAAUUGCUAUUUUGAAACCGAAACUGGACUCUUUCCAUAUGAUUUUGGACAGUUAGACCCUGGCAAUGUCAUGGCAUCUUUUUUAGGCUGAAAUAUAUUUUUGCUCUAGGCAAAAUAUGAGACGUAUAUAUAUUUGUAAACGUUUUGUCAAACUUAGGGUUGUAAAUGGGAAAAAAUACCAAAUUAAUUUUGUGGGGGGGGGGGGGGGCUUUGUAGUUCUGUCUACAAUAUCUCAAAUCUCUUUCAACAAACUGGAUAAUUUUUGAGAAAACUAUAAACGAUUUUUGGCUUUAUUUGAUUUUAAAAUCGUAGUAUUAUGCGGGAUACAGCCUGUAAGUUUCGUCCUCGUUAAGCUAUUCCUUCAUUUAUAGAAAAACUUAUCGCUUUGUAAGAUAAAAUAAAUGUUUCACACUAUUAAUUCUUUUUUAAACAUUCAUAGUUUUUAUCUGAUAUUUCUAAAUUAUGUUAGUGUAUAUUCUGUGAGUAGUAUAAUUUUAGCUUCUUUAAGAUAUAAAACUAUGAACAAAAUCAAAUGUGACCUUUUUGAGAAAAUUUACUUUUGUAUUUUUAAAAAGAAAUGCAUGCUUUUUUUAAACGAUAUCUCGAGUUUUAUUAAGAAGUUUGAAAUCUUAUAGAUAGCACUAUAAAUUGCUGCAGAGAAAAUUAAAUUGUGUACAUUUAUUCCUGAGAUACAAUAUUUAAAAUAAAUUCUUUAAUUUUUUCAUAAUUCACCUAAAUAUUUAAAAUAAGUCUCACAUUUUGCCUUGGAAAGCAAUUUAUUUUAGCCUCCUACUUCCGCGACAUUACGAGUGUCAGGCUGUUUGAUUUCAUAUGAGAUCUGUAUGGAUAUGUGUUUGAAAAACUUGUUGUGUCUAAGCGAAUUUUAUUGUCCUUGCAGUUAGGUGCUAAGUGUCUGGAAAGACAAGUGGAACAGACAUUGUGGCGGAUGGAAGAAAAGCGAAAUAUGUUUUAUUUGUAUAUAUAUAUAAACGGAUCAAUUGAUCAUGAGAGAUACGAGAUCGAAACUGUUGGUCGUAUAAAAAAGAUUACUUGAUACACAUUCGCAGUACACGUGUUUAGUAUUAAGUUACGAGUCUUACACAUCAGAGUGAGAAUCAUUGAUGUAACACAUUUUCUAAGUGAAUGUGAUACCGAAUGAAUUUUGAAAUUGUAGUCGUUGAAUUCAAAUGGAUAAGAAAACUUGUUUAUUUUGUGGAUAGAUCUUGUAGAUUCUGAACAUAAUAGACUGUAUUAUUUUGAAGAAUUGGGAACGGCUAAACUGCGAUAUGCCAUCUGGGGCAAAAAAUCAUAACUAGAAAGAGUAGGUCGAGUCGUAAAUGUGCAUUUUCAUUAAUUUGUGCAUAAAAAGCGAUUUACGAUUGUGUAGUGAACUUUAAAGCAGUCAUUACAUAAAAACAGUUGCAAUCAUAUAUUUUUAAGAAAACAAGAACACAAAGUAAACCUUCAAUAAUUUAUACAUGAAA